Messenger RNA from Sphenostylis stenocarpa, 1350 nucleotides. The record is from the annotation of a GenBank genome assembly. NCBI's taxonomy places the organism in Eukaryota, Viridiplantae, Streptophyta, Magnoliopsida, Fabales, Fabaceae.
AUGAGAGAAAUCAUCAGCAUUCACAUCGGUCAGGCCGGGAUCCAGGUCGGAAACUCCUGCUGGGAACUCUACUGCCUCGAACAUGGCAUUCAGCCCGACGGCAUGAUGCCAAGUGACUCCUCCUUCGGAGUUGCACACGACGCCUUCAAUACCUUCUUCAGCGAAACCGGAUCCGGGAAGCACGUCCCCCGCGCCGUCUUUGUCGAUCUCGAACCCACCGUCAUUGACGAAGUCCGAUGCGGCUCCUAUCGCCAACUCUUCCACCCCGAACAACUCAUCUCCGGCAAGGAAGAUGCCGCCAACAACUUCGCCAGAGGCCACUACACCGUUGGCAAAGAGAUCGUAGAUCUGUGCCUUGAUCGUGUCCGCAAGCUCGCUGACAACUGCACUGGCCUCCAGGGCUUCCUCGUCUUCAAUGCCGUUGGCGGGGGUACUGGCUCCGGACUCGGAUCCCUCCUUCUGGAGCGUCUCUCCGUGGAUUAUGGCAAAAAGUCCAAACUAGGGUUCACCAUUUACCCUUCCCCCCAGGUUUCAACCGCCGUUGUUGAACCCUACAACAGCGUUCUAUCGACCCACUCCCUCCUGGAGCACACAGAUGUGGCUGUCCUCUUGGACAAUGAAGCCAUCUACGACAUCUGCAGGAGAUCCCUUGACAUCGAGAGACCCACCUACACCAACUUAAACCGCCUCAUCUCCCAGAUCAUUUCUUCCUUGACCACCUCCCUUAGGUUCGAUGGCGCCAUCAAUGUCGACAUCACCGAGUUCCAAACCAAUCUUGUUCCAUACCCUCGCAUCCAUUUCAUGCUCUCUUCCUAUGCCCCGGUUAUCUCUGCUGCCAAGGCCUACCAUGAGCAGUUAUCCGUCCCUGAGAUCACCAAUGCCGUGUUUGAGCCUGCCAGCAUGAUGGCUAAGUGUGAUCCCAGACACGGAAAGUACAUGGCUUGCUGCUUGAUGUACCGUGGAGAUGUUGUUCCCAAGGAUGUCAAUGCUGCUGUUGCCACCAUCAAGACUAAAAGGACUGUUCAGUUUGUUGAUUGGUGUCCUACUGGAUUUAAGUGUGGUAUCAACUACCAGCCUCCUUCUGUUGUUCCUGGGGGUGACCUUGCUAAGGUGCAGCGUGCUGUAUGCAUGAUUAGCAACAACACUGCUGUUGCUGAGGUGUUCUCUCGCAUUGACCACAAGUUUGAUCUGAUGUACGCUAAGAGGGCCUUUGUUCACUGGUAUGUUGGUGAGGGAAUGGAGGAAGGGGAGUUCUCUGAGGCUCGCGAGGAUCUAGCUGCUCUUGAGAAGGACUAUGAAGAGGUUGGAGCUGAAGGAGCAGAAGAUGAGGAUGAAGGAGAGGAUUAUUGA